AUGCAAAAUCUUUAUCUUCGGGCCGAUUCUAAAAAUCAAUACAAUGUACAUACUCUUCACGAAGGGAUUGACUGGGGGUUAGUCCAAAAAACUGAUCCAGCAAUGCUUCGAGAGACCCAGGAUUACGAUUCGAUGCAAGAAUUCAUUAACAGCUUUACUUUUGCAAAUUUAAAUGACAACGAUCGUCGAAUGUUUGGAAAUCCACUUUGUUCACAACUUAUUGAGAACUUACAGACAACAGUUAAAUACAUGUUUGAUUGUCAGGAUUAUUUAUUAGACGAAAUACACAGAUUAAAGCAAACAAAUAGAGCAAUGAAGAAGAAAAUUAAAUUAUUAUAUGAUUCAAAGGAAAGAGACCAAGCACUUUUGAGAGAUGCUUAUCAUGAAUACGAAAAAUGCCCUGUAUGCGGCAAAAAGUUCCAGGCACUAAAGUAUGUCGAUCAGCAUAUCCAAAAAGUACAUCCCUCUCAUAUCGACGCAUGGACAUCUUUAAGGGUUGAUCAUCCUCUUCCUCAAAAGGCUGAAGCAGAGAAGUUAAAGAAGGAAAUUGAUAUGCUCAAAACAACAUUGUUCGAACAAACCCGUGCAUUUACUGCAACAAUGGAGAAAUUCAGACUCCACGCUCAAGCAAUACAUAAACACGAUGAAGAGAAGGCAAAGACUCAAGUUCCUAAACUCGACUUCUACGAAUACAACCCGAAGAUGCAAACACAACCUCAGCCAUUUGAAACUGUUAAAUCUCGCAUUCCAUUAACUCAGAACGUUCUUACAGUCGAAUUUGAUAGCAGCCUUCUUACAAGCUCUGAUGAGGGCGUACUUGAUAUUGACGAAGAAAUCAGAAAGAUUAAUAAAUCAGUUUCAAAGAAAGUUAAUGAAAUCAGACUUGGUCAUCCAGUUAAUUAUAUCACUCCAAGGCAGACAGCACAGAUACUCGAUUAUCAAAAUGAAAAGUAUCAGAGAAUCAAGAGAGCAGCAAGGAAACAACUUCAUAAUGAUUUUCCACUUCAAACGAAAGAAAAAUCGAAGAGUCAAGAAAAAAGCAAAUCAUUGAAGAGCUCAUUAACAACAGAAACAGAAAAAGAUCAAGAGAAACCACUUGACCAAUCAAGACCGAUCAAACAACAAGCUUCAUUAAGUUCUUUGUCCAAUUCUACUCUUGCUUCGUAUUCUAAUAUGAAAGCAAAAGAAUCACAAUCAAAGAAAUCGAUUUCUAACUCAUCAUUAUCCACUCACGAAGAUGAUUCAAUUUCAGAUCAAUUUCUUGUCGAUGCAUAA
Messenger RNA from Trichomonas vaginalis G3, 1275 nucleotides. Its product is annotated as zinc finger, C2H2-type family protein. The transcript has a single exon. NCBI's taxonomy places the organism in Eukaryota, Parabasalia, Trichomonadida, Trichomonadidae. Gene Ontology annotation, cellular component: cytoplasm. The record is from RefSeq and is a predicted model, not a curated record. The coding region runs from base 1 to 1275 and encodes 424 amino acids.